CUUUUAACUAAUUUUCUUUAUCGAAUCGAGUCUCUGAAGUUCCUACUAGUUGAUUUUCUCUGUCCCUUGUUGUUAGGGUUGUGGCUUUCAUCAUUGAUGUGUUUUAUACAUAUUAGAUUAACUCGGUUGUGGCUUUCAUUAUCGAUGCGUUUUACAUCGAUCACAUUAACUCAUAAUAGGCUCUGAAACAAACAAACUUCACGUUGUAGUACGACGUCCAGCUGCGGAUCCAGGGGGCCGCCCCCGGGCUGCGGCCCAGCCCUCCUCUGGAUCUCGAGCUAGUAUAACACUUGUAAUUUUUGAUUUUUGGUAUUUGUUUCAGUAUUUUUCACGUUACGGUCCAACCAUCUCCGCCUUUUUUCAAAAGUGACCCAGUGCUCUACCCUAUCCUGAUCCUUCUUGUGUUUGCUUUUCCC
Linum tenue is the source of this 416-nucleotide messenger RNA. The record is from the annotation of a GenBank genome assembly. Lineage: Eukaryota; Viridiplantae; Streptophyta; Magnoliopsida; Malpighiales; Linaceae.